UAGGUCCUUUAAGCUUCAACAAAACAGGAAAUCGAAAGUCAACCAGUUCUAGUAACGCUCCCCGCUUCAUCAAUUUCCAGCCAGGGGCAGUAAACGAUGACUAACUGUUCCAAGUGUUCCAUUUCAGCCAUACCCCUGCCUCUCCAACUUCCAACUGCUGUGACUGUUAACCCCAAAAUCCUAACUCCGCUAUUUCUCCGCCCAGUGCUCCAAUGGCCUCUCGCUGCAAAUCUUUCUCGAAGCCGGCUUUCUCUCUUCUCAAAUCUGCCGUCAACAAACCAGCGUUCAAGGCCACUCCCAUGUCUUCUCUCCCCUCCACCCGCCUGUCAAUCAAUCUCUCAAGGCCGAUUCCGCAGUUGGGUUGUCUACAAUCUCUGCUUCCGCAGUGGCAAGAAUUUGAAUGUAUUGUCCAUUUUGAAGAAUUGUAUCUAAUUUUAAAUAAAUGUGGAGGAUGAAUUUUUGUAAAUUAUAUGGAAUGUUAGAUGUAAAACAUUUGUAUAUUAUGGCACUAUUUUUCUUUUGAAUUAUUUUUAUUAUUGUUUGUUUUG
Messenger RNA from Malus domestica (apple), 548 nucleotides. The record is from RefSeq and is a predicted model, not a curated record. NCBI's taxonomy places the organism in Eukaryota, Viridiplantae, Streptophyta, Magnoliopsida, Rosales, Rosaceae.